Ustilaginoidea virens is the source of this 1563-nucleotide messenger RNA. RefSeq lists its product as uncharacterized. Bases 1 to 1563 code for a protein of 520 amino acids. Gene Ontology annotation, molecular function: protein binding; DNA binding. Gene Ontology annotation, cellular component: nucleus. Gene Ontology annotation, biological process: regulation of DNA damage checkpoint. The record is from RefSeq and is a predicted model, not a curated record. The transcript is spliced from 2 exons. Lineage: Eukaryota; Fungi; Ascomycota; Sordariomycetes; Hypocreales; Clavicipitaceae.
AUGCCUGUCGACAAGGAACCACCAGGAGCCAUGAGCGCCUUUGAGCGCAAGCGGCUGGAGAAUAUCGCGGCAAACCGCGCCAUCCUGACCGACAUAUCCGCCGCUGCCAAGAAGAUCAUACCCGGAAAGCCUGCGCAGACACCCGCCGCGAGGCGCAGCCGGCGCUCGGAGCCCGCCAAACGAGAGCCGGCGCGACCGACCCGGAUGAGCUCGCGGCUCGCGGGCCUGGAGGCCGACAACGAGACGCUCAAGAGGAAGCUCGAGGUGGAGGCCGAGCACCAGGCCGAGGCGGCCAAGGCCAGGAAACUCCGCGUGGCCGACGACCUGAACCUCGGCGACGUCGCCGUCGAGGGCAAGAAAUGGGCGGCUGGGCUGCAGGGCCUGACGAGCAUUGUGCGCGGCGCGCAGCCGGGCGUCCGGACCUUUACCCAGGACGACGUCAAGGAAUCGACAGACAGGAGCCUGAAAGAACUGAGGCGGCGGAUGGCGGGCCUCGAGUUGUACCAGCGCUGGCUGCCAAACGACAUCAAAAUCACGCCCCAGAGAAUAUACGCCCUCGGAUUCCACCCCACCGAAGACAAGCCGGUUGUUUUCGCCGGCGACAAAGAAGGCGCAAUGGGCGUCUUUGACGCCUCUCAAGCGCCACCAGAGCUCCUCGACGACGACGACGACGACGGCGGCGGCGGAAACGCGCCCCGGGACCCGGAAGUCUCUGCCUUCAAGACGCACUCGCGCACCAUUACCUCUUUUGUCUUCCCCCCCGCCGAGCCCAACGCCGUGUACACGUCAUCAUACGACAGCUCGGUGCGGAAAAUGGACCUCGCCAAAGGCACAUCCGUCCAGGUCUUUGCCCCGUCCGACAUUGACACCGACAUGCCCAUCUCGGCCAUGGACAUGGCGCCCUCGGACCCGAACCUGCUGUACUUUUCAACGCUCGACGGCGGCGUGGGCCGCUACGAUGUCCGCGCCCCCGGAAGCCAAGAGAUAUGGACCCUGUCCGAACAAAAGAUUGGGGGCUUCUCGCUGCACCCGCUGCAGCCGCACCUCCUGGCCACCGCCUCCCUAGACCGAUCCAUGAAGAUCUGGGACCUGAGGAAAAUCAGCGGCAAGGGCGACCUGCGACACCCGGCGCUGCUGGGCGAACACGAGUCGCGCUUAAGCGUCUCGCACGCCUCGUGGAGCCCAGCAGGCCACGUUGCCACCUCGUCGUACGACGACACUGUCAAGAUCUACGACUUUACGGAUUCUGCGUCGUGGAAGCCGGGGCACGAUCUGUCCGCCCAGGCCAUGGAGCCCAAGCACCAGAUUCGUCACAACAACCAGACCGGCCGAUGGGUCACCAUCCUCAAGCCGCAGUGGCAGAAGCAGCCGAAUGACGGGAUUCAAAAGUUUGUCAUUGCCAAUAUGAAUCGGUUCGUGGACGUGUUUGCCUCUGAUGGAGGCCAGUUGGCGCAGUUGGGUGGGGAUGGCAUCACCGCGGUGCCGGCCGUGGCGCAUUUUCACCCUACGAUGGACUGGGUGGCGGGGGGGAGCGGAAGUGGAAAGCUGUGCCUGUGGCAGUGA